AUGUGUUUCGGAGGCAAGAGCGAAAAGGACCAUGACCCGGCACCGAGACCGGUUCAGCAGCCGAUCCAGCAGCAGCCGCAGCCGCAACAACAGCAUCCAGAGGACGUGAAGAAUCCUUCAUGGAAUCCUUAUGAGCCAGCCGCAUCGUCAUCAUCAAACCAGCAAAACUAUGCUCCUCCCUGUGUUCCGCCGCCGUCUCACCAAAAGGGCGAUUAUGAUCCUCCAGCGGGACCUCCUCCAUCUCAUCAACAACAGUACGCUCCUCCCACAGGACCACCGCCCGGCCAGCAACAAUAUGCUGCGCCGCCUGGACCACCGCCAUCUCACCACCAGAGUGAAUACGCACCUCCGGCGGGACCGCCCCCAGGCCACAGGGACGAAUACGCACCGCCGCCUGGUCCACCUCCUUCAAAUCUAGAUUGGGCAGUGCCACCUCCAGAGGCUCCUCCGUCCCAGAAGAAACCUGAUCAUGACUGGCAAGCCGCCGUCCCUGAUACGUCGCUCUUCCCACCGCCUCCCGCCAUCUUCAGCGGCUACGAUUAUUCACCCGCCAACAAUGCCACUGAGGAAGAAGCCGAAGCCGGUGAGGCAUGGUGUGCCCAGUAUCCCCUUACCCAGCCUAUGUAUCUCGAUGAUGCUGGUAAAACUGCCCUUCAGGCGAACAACUUCCGCCUGAUGGAGCCUGUUGGUUUCAAUGGUCAACUCAACUGGCUAGCCCCUGGCCACUGGGAAGGAUCGACAGCAAAGAACGCCCCUGAUAGAUGUAUCAUUGGAUACCCGCCGCUCUAUGUUGUCAAUGAGCAUGAUCCAACGCGAUAUGGCCGACCCAAGACCAUCUACUACGAAGUCAAGAUUCGCCCCAACAGCAAAAACAACAAUAUUGCUAUGGGUUUCACAGCUCUCCCCUAUCCUUCCUUCCGUCUCCCUGGUUGGCAUCGUGGCAGUCUGGGCGUCCAUGGAGACGAUGGACACAAGUAUAUCAAUGACAGAUGGGGCGGCAAAGAUUUCACCUAUCAAUUCGGAAAGGGCGAGACCUUGGGCAUCGGAAUGACAUUCAAGCCGACGGGCACAGCCCGCCCAGAAGUGUCUAUAUUCUUCACACGGGAUGGAGUUCACGCUGGUGGUUGGAACCUACAUGAGGAGACGGAUGCCGAGCAGGAUUUGCCAGUGACUGGUUUGGAAGGGUUCCACGACUUGAGCUGUGCUGUGGGCUCCUUUGAUAGUGUGAACUUUGAGGUUAUUUUUGAUCCCGCCAAGUGGAGGUAUAACCCUAUGUAA
Molecule: messenger RNA, 1278 nt
Organism: Pochonia chlamydosporia 170
Lineage: Eukaryota; Fungi; Ascomycota; Sordariomycetes; Hypocreales; Clavicipitaceae
Product: SPRY domain-containing protein
Exons: 1
Coding region: 1-1278 (425 amino acids)
Molecular function (GO): protein binding
Source: RefSeq, a predicted model, not a curated record